CUUCCUUCAUUAAAUUCUUUGAGUUGCCUUUAAAACCCUGAUAAGAAAACAUAUGAGCUUGACAUUGCAGACUGCAAAUGUACAUAUAAAUUUAAGCUUACUUUGCUGAUAAGGACGGAUCUUAUCACUAGAUGUUUCAUUCGUUUCGAGAUUCCCCUGAAAUGAAGACUUCAUUCGCUUGGAUUCCUUUGCUGACUUUGCUCCUUAGCCACGUGGCUUCGGAUGCGGAUGCCUUUCCGUUUCUGGAGGAACCUUGUGGAAAUACUAAUCAAGCAGCUCCCUGGAUGGCAGCCAUAACAAAUUAUACUCAUUUUUUGUGUGGCGGGACGCUGAUUAAUAAAGAAUUUGUUUUGGCUGCUGCUCAUUGCAUGGUAGACCAUGGAGACCUAAUUGUGGCAUUGGGAGCAAGUAACCAAUUACUGUCAAAGGAAACGUAUAGAGUCAUCUUGGCCGUGAUACAUAACUCGUACGAAGCCGACGGUAACCGGAAUGAUAUAGGCCUGCUUAAGCUGUCGCGUCCAGUGGUCUACAAUGUCCACAUUAGUCCAAUCUGCAUUAUUUUGGAUAAGACAAUGAAUAAUCAAAUAAGCUACGAAAAUAAUUUGAAAGCAUUUGCCUGGGACCUGAUAAGCAAAACACUUCAAAACAUCACCAUUAAUCGGAUUGAUCGAUCAUAUUGCUAUUCGAUUGUCCGCGGGUAUCCCAAUUUGAAACAGAUCUGUGCGGUUAGUUCAGAUAACGAAAUCUGUGAUUCCGAAACUGGUCCUUUGACCAUACCUAUUCGAUAUCACAAUGAAGUGAAAACUGUCAUCGUGGGUCAUGGCAAAAUAAGCUGUUCCAGGCAGGGAGUUUAUACCGAUGUAACAAGCUAUGUCGACUGGAUUAAGACAACGGUAAAGGCUUUUGCAACAUUGGAAAGUCCAAAACCAAAAAUUUGGUUGUAUAAUGACUGCAGUGGUAGUACCUUACAAUCCAAAUUACGAGCACAAAUUUAUGCACCUAACUUCAUGGGACAGGGUGUGUUUAUCACAGACAGAUUUAUUAUCACGAAUUCCAGAGGCCUACCAGAAGAUGCCGACUCUCUAGAUGUGGGCUUGGCAGGAACAUCACGAAUCCAUAACGAAUUCAGAGUUGAUGCGAUCUUUAAGCACCCAGAGUCUUAUGAUUUCAAAAAUGAUGUAGCAUUACUCAAACUGAGGCAAUCCGUCAAGAUAGACGGCUUCAAACCGAUAUGUAUGCUUGCAAGAAAAUAUAGUCAGCCUUCUCUUUUUACUACAUUUGACUAUGUGCAAACUGAAGAGCACGUUCAUAUUUAUCGAUACACCGUUGAACUUUUUAAUAACCAAAUAUGUUCAACCGAAAUUGGGAGAGCAAUCAAACUAGAUCAAGUUUGUGUAAGAACACCGGCUGGAGUAAGUAAAAAUUAUGGAAAACUUGGCGAUGUUUUGGGAAAAGAGGUUAUGUAUUUGGAAAAGGAAUGGCUCGUCCUUCUGGGUAUCGUCAGUUAUUUAUCCAAUGGAUUACAAGUUUUCACAAAUCUUAUGGCGCAUACAGACUGGAUUGCGAAUGUCGUUAACUCAAACCAAUUUUAAUAACCAACUUUGAGUGUACAAGGUCUCACCUUUAACUGAGAAACGAGUCUAUCGACAGAAUUAUCAAUAAGAUCAGUGGAAGGCUCUCAUAAAAUGAGGCCAUUUGCUUAAUAUACAUUAUUUAUGCGCA
Molecule: messenger RNA, 1722 nt
Organism: Drosophila rhopaloa
Lineage: Eukaryota; Metazoa; Arthropoda; Insecta; Diptera; Drosophilidae
Product: polyserase-2
Exons: 8
Coding region: 132-1592 (486 amino acids)
Biological process (GO): proteolysis
Molecular function (GO): serine-type endopeptidase activity
Source: RefSeq, a predicted model, not a curated record